Messenger RNA from Fonticula alba, 575 nucleotides. RefSeq lists its product as hypothetical. NCBI's taxonomy places the organism in Eukaryota, Rotosphaerida, Fonticulaceae. The record is from RefSeq and is a predicted model, not a curated record. The transcript has 3 exons. Bases 29 to 325 code for a protein of 98 amino acids.
CCCCCCCCGCACACCUCCGCCUUUCACCAUGUCCAACAACAAGGUCAACUUCUUCGAGAAGGGCCCCCAGAACUUCACCCCCACCAACCUUCUCACCGGCACUGUGACCGGUCUCAUCUGCGGCGGUAUCAUCGGUGUCAUCUCCAACCGCACCGCUGGCCUGCCCUUCCUCCACAAGCCCGGUCGUCUCGCCGCCACUGCCAUCGGUAUCGGUUACUUCGGUUACCUGUGGGCCACCGCCGAGCACCACUACUACGGCAAGUACCUCGAGAAGAUGGCUGGUCUCGAGUCUCGCGCCCAGGCCCUGUCUCAGGACGAGGAGUAAGAGCACCCUCCAUCCCUUCCUCCUCCUCCCCUCCCAUCGGCUCCUGCCCUGUUCCUCCCGCCACGGGCUGCCCCGCCUUUCUUGCUAGACCCCCUGGCUCCGGCUCCCUGUGCACGCGUGUUCGCGUGUACGCGUGUACGCUCAGCCGGGGCCCGUGCCACCUUCCCCUGUACCCUUCACAAUAACGAAUCCAUGUUUCCCCCGCCAAGUCCCGGCUGGCUGAAGCGCCAAGGCGCCAACUGUGCCCCCC